Messenger RNA from Cyprinodon variegatus (sheepshead minnow), 3385 nucleotides. RefSeq names its product UPF3 regulator of nonsense transcripts homolog A (yeast) (gene upf3a). Gene Ontology annotation, molecular function: telomeric repeat DNA binding. The transcript is spliced from 10 exons. NCBI's taxonomy places the organism in Eukaryota, Metazoa, Chordata, Actinopteri, Cyprinodontiformes, Cyprinodontidae. The coding region runs from base 43 to 1449 and encodes 468 amino acids. Gene Ontology annotation, cellular component: nucleolus; cytoplasm. The record is from RefSeq and is a predicted model, not a curated record. Gene Ontology annotation, biological process: nuclear-transcribed mRNA catabolic process, nonsense-mediated decay; positive regulation of translation.
CUCGGUAACAACACCAAACGAAUUUGAGGGAGAUGGGAAGAAAUGAGGUCUGAUAAGGACCAAAUGACCGCGGGUAAAGAUAAAGGAGUCGUCGAGAUUCAUUUGAAAGACUUUCAAGGAGAACAGGAAAACGCCCCCGCCAGUGCUAAGCUGAAAGAAGAGAAAAGGGAGGUUUUCACGAAGGUGGUUAUUCGAAGGCUUCCACCUAACCUGUCAAAGGACCAACUCGAAGAGCAUCUUAGUCCUCUUCCAUCUUAUGACUAUUUUGAGUUUUUUCCAGCAGAUCAAAGUCUUUAUCCCCACCUGUUUUCCCGAGCUUAUAUAAACUUCAAAAGCACAGAAGAUAUCCUGCUGUUUCGAGAUCGAUUUGAUGGUUAUGUCUUCAUUGACAACAAGGGCCAGGAGUAUCCUGCUGUAGUAGAGUUUGCCCCUUUCCAGAAAAUUUCCAAAAAGAAGCUGAAGAAGAAAGAUGCCAAGGCUGGAAGCAUUGAAGAAGAUCCAGAAUAUAAGCGUUUCUUGGAGAACUACUCCUGUGAUGAAGACAAGUCCAUGGCCAAUCCUGAGACCCUUCUUGGGGAGAUAGAAGCUAAGACUAGAGAGCUCAUAGCCAAAAGAACGACGCCCCUCCUGGAGUACAUAAAAAACAAGAAAAUCGAAAAACAGAGGAUCCGAGAGGAGAAGAGAGAAGAGAGAAAGCGACGGGAACUUGAAAAGAAAAGGCAACGUGAAGAAGAGAAGCGAAAGCGACGAGAGGAGGAGAGGCGCAAGCGAAAAGAGGCUGAGAAACAGAAAAAGCUUUCUGAAAAAGACAUCAAGAUUAAGCUUUUAAAGAAGAGUGACAGAGAUGAUGAUGCUGAUUCAGAUCGAAUAAAGGAAAAAAGUGACCCUUGUGAUGUAGGUGGGGGCAAAUGGGAGAAAACUGGAGGACAACCAAAAUCAAAGGAUCCAAAAGAAAACAGAGGUCAGCCUGAGAGUGACAAAGAGCAGAGAGAGCAGCACAGCCGCAGGCAGAGAGAUAAGGAUCACCGUGGUAAGGAUGACGAGAGAAAACGGCAACGACAUCACUACGAGUUUGAAAAGUUCAUGCGCCGGAAAGAUGAGACCAAAUGGGGGAAGGGCUACUGCCAGGACCGGGCCAAGAAAGAGGGCCAUCAUCAUGGCUAUUCUUACUGUCCUGACAGUGGAGAUAAAAUGGGAAAGGAGGACAGGGAGGAUCUGAGCAAUAGAAAGGAACGCCUCCGAAACAAGGUGAGCGAGAAGGACCGUCCAGCCAUGCAGCUCUAUCAGCCAGGUGCGCGCAACAGGAAGCGUAUGGGUUCAGCUAAUAAACCUUAUGACUGCCUCCCCAUUGGUCAUUCCCCUGAAUGCAGGACGGAGCAUUGUUAUGAGGUCCUCAACAUGGGAACUGGGAAGGAGAGGGGAUUUGAGAAAAGCAAAGAUGAGCAGUGAGUGGUUUGGGUUUUAGGAGAAGAUUAAUGAUGCACAACAACUGGGGAUUUUUUUCAGAGUAAACUGAUGGAAGCUGUUCUUACUGCUUCACUGGUUUCUUAGUUCCUGUUUGUAGGCUGGUAUUGAAGUUGUAUCUGUUUAUUUUUUUCUGUCACCACGUUUUCAGCCUCAUGUAUUGUUAUGGUACUUUCCUCUCACGUGUGGUAGAAAGCAUCACAGUUACACCCAGGACAACACAGUAUUUGUAAGACAAUGACAUUGCCUUCUGUAUGAGAAACUAUUUACAACAUAUGAAACAUCUUAAAAUGUGUUUUCUUUAUUCUUCUUGUUUUAUUUAUAGUAAUAUAAACAUGUUUUAUGUCAAACUGAUAAAGAAACUGACUUUUUAAAAUUUGGGGUAAAGGUAUUUUGCUGUAUGUACAGUUAACCAGCAGACCAAGAACAACCAAGGAAAUCAAAUUUCUUCAAAAUGUUAUGCUUUGUGAAUUCAUGCAUAAACACCUACAGUGUCACCAGAAACUAAAAACACCAUGUUAUAUUUUCUACACUCUGGUAUAUAGAUUUAUUCUAAAACUGCGAAUAGUUUUCUAUCAUUUAUAUUAAGCUUGGGUGUAGUAUCACUUUCCAAAAUCCAUAAAUCACAUUUUCUGACAAGUUUGUAUAUUUAACAGAACAAUUUAAAUAAAAAUUGGUGCCUAAGUGUUCACUUCCUUUAAUAUAACAGUUAAAAUAAAGUUCUGGUACAUCUGAUUGCAACUGAUGAUCUUUAACAACUUUCUGCAACUCUGAGCUUACUUGUGAUACUUGUGAAUAGAUUGUGAAUAGAACACACUUGUCUAAAUGAGGUCUUAUCAUUGAUAGUGCAUUGCAGAGCAGAAACCACACUGUCAAAGGAGUUUUCUAAAUAACUCUGAGACCGGAUUGAGUCAAAAGCACAAAAAUUAGAGAGCAUUUGCUUAACCAUAAAAGCACCAUGGUCUCUAUUAUAUUGAAAUAAGAUAGUUGGAAGCAGCAGGAUGUUGCAUAAAUAUGGCUGCUAAACCUAAGUGAGUCAUCCGAGAAAAAGGAGUUUGGUCAGAGACAUGGGUGGUUCUAGACAGGGGCCCACAGGGGCCAGUGCCCAGUGCCCCUAUAUAACUGGCCCCUUAUCUAGCCACUGCACUAAAGAAAAAAUAGUUUAUGUUUAUGAUUAUAUUUGUUUGAACAGAAACCAGAACUGAUUGGUCCUUUUCACCAAAUUAGAUUUUUAUCUUUUUCUGUUUUAUUUAGAGUGAUUUAAAAGUGAAAGUGCUGCACUUUUAGUUUCAGUUGUCUUUGGAUAUAAUCAUGGUAUUCAUCUGCUAUAUUAGUAGCCUAGAAGAUGCCACAAGUAGCUUUUUGGCUUACUUUAUAUAUUAUAUGUUAUAUUUUUUGUAUUGUUAUUACAUUUGCCCUGUUCCCCCAAGGAAAUUUAAUCCUGACCUUCUGACAGAGGUGUCAAGUAACAAAGUACAAAUAAUUCAUGACCUUACUUAGCAAAAAUGUUGGCUAUCUAUACUUUACUGGAGUCAUUUUUUUUUUACCCCUUUUUUUGUUUUGUUUUUUCUAAUUUAAGCACAUUUUCAUUAUAGCAUUUUUGGUAUUUAAAAAAAAAUAAAAAACAUGAAAAUAAUUUGUUUCAUCAAGACAAUUAAUUCCUUGGUGGUUUUACUGCACCAACUUGUUGUCCACCACCUACCAAAUUCAAUAGUUUUCAAGUUGAUGCAAUUUAAAAUUUGACACUGUUGCCAUUAUUUAUAGAUGAUCAUAAAUCAUCUACAUGAUUUAAUAUAAGGAAGAUUUCAUCCAGAAUUGUAGAAAAAUUUUCCUUUUAGUAAGGUAGUGAAGUAUAAGGUUUAAGCAUCUGUCCUUAAAUUUUUUCCUGCAUUACCUUUACUUUUAUACUUAAAGUAGUUUU